Messenger RNA from Apaloderma vittatum (bar-tailed trogon), 1275 nucleotides. RefSeq names its product dehydrodolichyl diphosphate synthase (gene DHDDS). The coding region runs from base 32 to 1033 and encodes 333 amino acids. Gene Ontology annotation, molecular function: ditrans,polycis-polyprenyl diphosphate synthase [(2E,6E)-farnesyl diphosphate specific] activity. Gene Ontology annotation, biological process: polyprenol biosynthetic process. The record is from RefSeq and is a predicted model, not a curated record. Gene Ontology annotation, cellular component: dehydrodolichyl diphosphate synthase complex; endoplasmic reticulum. Lineage: Eukaryota; Metazoa; Chordata; Aves; Trogoniformes; Trogonidae. The transcript is spliced from 8 exons.
CCUUGAAAAGGAAAGGAGCUCUCGGUAAAACAUGUCGUGGAUCAGAGAGGGCGAGCUGACCAUCAUAGAGAGGUUUUGUGCCAACAUCAUUAAGGCAGGUCCGAUGCCCAAGCAUGUCGCCUUCAUCAUGGAUGGCAAUCGCCGUUAUGCCCAAAAGUGUCAUGUGGAGAGGCAGGAGGGGCAUUCGCAAGGCUUCGAUAAGCUGGCGCAGACAUUGCGGUGGUGCUUAAAUCUGGGCAUUCGGGAGGUCACUGUUUAUGCCUUUAGUAUUGAGAACUUUAAACGCUCCAAGGAGGAGGUGGAUGGACUAAUGGAUCUGGCAAGACAGAAAUUUAGCCGCCUACUGGAAGAACAGGAGAGGCUGAAGAAGCACGGUGUGUGUAUCCGUGUCCUUGGGGACCUGCCACUUCUGCCCUUGGAUAUUCAGGAGCUGAUUGCCCGAGCUGUGCUGGCAACUAGGAACUACAAUAAGUGCUUUCUAAAUGUCUGCUUUGCAUACACAUCCAGACACGAAAUCAGCAAUGCUGUCAGGGAGAUGGCUUGGGGGGUGGAACAAGGACUGCUCGAACCCAGUGACGUGUCUGAAUCAUUGCUUGAUAAGUGUCUGUACACCAACAACUCCCCUGACCCAGACCUCCUGAUUCGGACCUCUGGAGAGGUUCGACUGAGUGAUUUCUUGCUCUGGCAGACAUCCCAUUCAUGCCUGGUGUUUCAGUCAGUCUUGUGGCCAGAAUAUUCCUUUUGGAACUUGUGUGAGGCUAUCCUGCAGUUCCAGAUGAACUACAGCACUUUACAGAAGGCCAGAGACUCCUACAUGGAGGAAAGGAGGCGACAACAGAUGGAAAGAGAUCAGGCUUAUGUGACAAAGAAGCUGCAGCAGGAGGGUUUCGCGUCCCACGGAGACUCUCGGCGCCGACGGACGCUGUUGCAGAAAUGCACCGCCAUGCGGGAAGAGAGAAUCCAGGGCUUUCUACAGGCACUAGAGCACAAGAGAGCGGACUUCUUUGAAAGAUUGUGUACGGUGUCUGCAUGACAUAGGUGCUGGGUGGUUCUUGGGAAGACAAUUUUUAACAGCAUUAGAGGGAACAGCUGCUGCCCAGAGGAAUUCGAGAUGGGGAUGCAGGGCUGCUGUAGGACUUUACGUCCCUGCUGGCCCUGUCUGAGGGCGGGGACAGAGUACUGUGAACCUUUCUAGUUCUGUGAACGCUGGUGGGGAAGGUAAUGCCGUCCUUCUGUCUCACCUUCCUGCCCCUGAUGAUGGAGAAUGCACGUACC